Belonocnema kinseyi is the source of this 2779-nucleotide messenger RNA. RefSeq lists its product as uncharacterized. Bases 121 to 2652 code for a protein of 843 amino acids. The record is from RefSeq and is a predicted model, not a curated record. NCBI's taxonomy places the organism in Eukaryota, Metazoa, Arthropoda, Insecta, Hymenoptera, Cynipidae. The transcript has 11 exons.
AUGCCCAAAACUCCUGUAUUUUCACUUUGAAAUUUUAAUAUUAUUAAUCUACGCUGGAAAAUGGUUUUAUGAAACUUUUUGCGAUAUAUUUCGAUAAUAAGUUCAAAUAUUCCAUCAAGAAUGGAUUCGGGUUCGAAAAACGUAUCUACGGAGAAGAAAGAAUACGAAUGGGAACCCAGGAUUAGAAUUUUUCCUUUGAGACCACAAAGAGGAAAAAAAAAUAAAUCCAUUUCUUCUUUAACUGCAAUUUCGGGAGCAUGUGGUUCCAUGACUGAAGCUUGUAUCGAACCAGGAUGGCGAAUUGGAGACAUAAUUUUGGCGGCGAAAGUUCUCCAGAAAGAAGAUCCGCCACCAAAUUAUUCUGAUGAAGCUGAAAUGAGGCGAGUUUUUGGACUCGUCUACGACGUUUUAAGAUAUAGGCACGUUUUGACACACGCAUUAGAAGACGUUGGAUUUUGGUACCACUACAAAGAACACCGCCCAGAAGAAAAAAUAGUUUUGCUUUUGUUGUACGAUAUGCAGGGAAGAAAAUUUGCUCGUCUUGGAAGCAAACGUGCAAUAGCAGAACGAGAAAAAGCGUUUUUUUCAGCAGGAUUAAAAGAAGUGGAAGAUAUUCUUCUUGAAGCAAAAACACGAUUGGCUGCCAGUGUUUCGAGAUUAAGAAUCGGUGGUUCUGCCCUGACAUUAGACGAAUUACUCCCAGCUCAUUUAAAAUCAGCAGAAGGAAUUUCUUGGGGUGAAGAAGGUUCGAUUGCAUCAGGAUGGGUGAAUUCAAUUAAAAUAUCGAGCAAAGAGGAAUUUAUAAGAGAAAUGGAAAAAUUGGGAUUUCGUCAUUGUCUGGAUUGCAAAGAUGCUGAUCUUGGGGAAAAUAAUUUUAUUUUUGACUCACUUUGCCCGAAAGUGAUUAAUUUUCAUGAAAAAGGUCGAGAAAAACUAGCUACGUCUGAUUUAGUUCGAAAUCAUCGUUUUGUAUUUUUGGAAAGGUCUCUUUGCGUGGGAGCAGCAAGUUUAGCAAAAGCAGUUCGAGUGGGAAAACUUUGUGGACCAGUGAUUUUAACAAAUUGCAUAGCACCAAGGCACACGGGAUAUGUUGCGAGUCUUCUGGCUGAUAUUGAAGAUGCUGGAAGACUUUUGGCUUUUGGCACUGGUGAUCAGCGUUGCGAAUAUGAAACUUAUCUCCGCCACUUGGGAGUCACUCUUCAACAAUGUCGAAUUUUUUCUGAGAGCUACAUUUCUCCACCAUCUUCAGCAGAGUUGGAAAGAGCGACGAUCAUUUUAGCAACGCCUCAUUGUAGUUAUACAGGAGUGAAAGACAUAGUGGACUUGGCAGUAGCUAGAGGAGGAGAUAUUGCCCUUCUGGAAUCCUUAACUAGUGUUGAUAAUGAAUUGAAACAACCUAGAACUCUCCUAGCUGAUCAAUUGGCAACUUUGAAAUAUGCUCUGACUAAACCUAAUGUGCAGUUACUUAUUUACGAAGUUCAUUCGAUUUUGCCUUCAGAGACGACGGAAAUGGUCUACCAAGUUGUCGAUUAUGCCAACGGAAUGGCAAAGGAAAAAUAUACUCGAGAAUUUUCUGUAAAGAAAAAACCUCAGAAAAAUGUUGAAGAAAAGUCCCCGAAAUUGAUAAGAUCAGGAAAAAGAAGGCAAUCAUAUGAGCAAGCGAGUUUAGAACAAGAAAUAUUGCAAAGUAUAAUUGAAGAGGAAGAUGAUUCCAUGGCAACUUCCACAAUGCCAGAUAGCGAUUUAUUCGAAGUGGGAAGUGUGAGCGACAUCUAUGGACAAGAUUGCGAGGGUCUUCUAGAGCAAGGCUGUUACGUCGCCUUCAUAAAACGGAAAGAAAUGAUGCAGUUUAAUUCUCUUUUCAUGAUCAAAGUCGCAGAAUCUAAAGGUUUAUUCGGCGAUCCCAACAAGCAGCCUAAAAAGAAGGAAGAAAUUGUUCCCGUUAAUCGUCAAACUUCAAUCUCCAGUCGAAAAAGCUUCAAACGUGCCAAGAUUCAAAUUGAUAGAAUCGCAGCACCAACGCAUUCUUCGAUGUCAAAAACACAUAAAGAAAGUUACAUUUGUCCACGACAUAAUCAUCAUGUUUCGAGUGAUGAUAUUUCUUUGUAUACUCAGAAUCGCACCAUCUCAAAGGGUCCUUUGACAUCAAUUUUAGCAAAUAAUUUAGAAAGUACACAGAAUAGAGGUCCCAGUCGUUUAAUGUCUUUACAGUAUCAAAAAGAAAGUGCAAAACGUUUAAGUACUUUAAUAAUUCGACCUAAAUCUGGUAAGAUAAUUUAUGGUGAAGCUGAUCGCUCUAAAUAUCAAAGUCAACCACGUCCUGCAACGCCCACAGCAAUUUGGGGAGUUCACAAUUCUACACUUAGCCAAAGAAAUCGGCUGAGCAAUUUGGUCCAAUUUUCUCCAUUAUCCGAAGAAAAUCAGAACUCAAGUCUAGAAAAUGAAUCACAGAAGCAAAUGAAUGUAGCUUUUCUGAAAAAAUUACAAUUAUCUCAACAGUCGUUUCGCAAAGUUUCGCUAGCAUAUCAUCCGGGUGGUUCACUCAGAAAUCGUCAUUCAUCAUUUGGAUCUCGUUUGGAAACAGUGAUGGAGCAAACCAAAGGUUUUCCCUAUCUGUUUCCGCACCCAGGAAAUAGUCACGAAAUCGAUUAAAUUUUUAUUUAAAAUCAGAAUAAACGGACCAGUUUUAACAUCCUUAUAAAAAAGGAAAAACAUUUAAAACUAAAUCAGGCAAAAAAGAUUUUCUCUUUAAAAAAUGGAGAAUCGACAAUAUUUUAAA